This is a messenger RNA of Oreochromis niloticus (Nile tilapia), 3465 nucleotides long. It is a transcript of the gene dtx3, whose product is annotated as deltex E3 ubiquitin ligase 3. The coding region runs from base 497 to 1606 and encodes 369 amino acids. The transcript has 5 exons. Gene Ontology annotation, biological process: protein ubiquitination; Notch signaling pathway. NCBI's taxonomy places the organism in Eukaryota, Metazoa, Chordata, Actinopteri, Cichliformes, Cichlidae. The record is from RefSeq and is a predicted model, not a curated record.
CGAGCUUCCUGGUCACAUUUUCUCGUAGGUCCUUAAUAAUGUUUGCUGCCACGCGCUCAACAGAAAGGGCACGGUUACAUUAGAAAGCUCACACACAGGCGGGCAGAAUGAAGAGGAGAAACAAAUUAUCUGACUGUAAAAGGCGGUCACACGGCUAGUGUGCUCGGAGCCUGAUAAGAAGAGCAACUACAGAUGCUAUUUACUCUGUGUUACGCCAAGGACGUAUGAGGAAGGCAAACACAGGCGUGACUGACAAGAGGAGGCGCAGGGUUUGGGGAACGUCCGUUUUAAAUCCUUCAGAGAUGUGAAUCAUGUCUUGACUGCAAAAAGAUUAGCUUAACUGCAGCAGCACGUCAGACAUAACAACAACAAUAAAUAAUAACAACACAGGCCUCCUCCGAUGGAGCUCGGUGCUCUUUAAUCCAACCAGAAACCUCCCUGACAGGCAGCGACGAGCUACGGCAAAGGGAAGCUUUAUUCGCGAUUGAAGGAAUUUAUGGGAUCACAAGUUUCCUCUGAUGAGAUGAGUGUGAGUGCUGGCCAGGGCAGUGAUGAGGUGCUGGUUUCACAGGCAGUGUGGGAUUACCUGACUGCAGCUGGGCGGCCCUGGCUCAUUGACUUCCAGCACAAGCAGGGGAUGAGUGCUGGUAUCAUUAGGCGAGGAGAGAGGGGGGGCUGCUGUGCUGUUCGGCUGCAGCCGGUGGAAGGCUCGAGGAGCGUUGGGGCUGGUGUGAUGGAUGGACCCAUCUCCAGCGAGACGCGAAAAGCUUUCAUUGACUUAUGCCGUUGUGCCCGCAAAGAAAUGAGCAAACAGGAGGGGGGAUCCAAGAGGAAGAGGGCUCUGCUGCCCUGUGUGGGAGUCCUGGAGCAGAACGGAGAGGGGAGCCUGCUCCAGCCUCCACCUCCCCAGCCUCGGCGCUCCCAGAGACAGCAGCAGAGGUUCAAGAAGCCUGUUGACGAGGAGGCGUGCGUCAUGCUCCACGAGGCUGCCCAGAGGAAAGACGUGGACUCCGGCAUGGCUUCCCACGGUGAAACCGAGGACAGUAAUACUUGCUCGAUCUGCAUGGGGGACAUAGUGGAGAAGACUACCCUGGAAAAAUGUGGCCAUUCUUUCUGUCGCUCUUGCCUGGAUCAAGCCUUUAAAGUGAAGAAAGCGUGUCCCGUCUGUCGGCUCGUGUAUGGGCAGCUGAUUGGGAAUCAGCCUGCCAAUGGCUCAAUGAUUGUAGAACGAGAUCCUGAUCUGGAGCUUCCUGGCCAUGAAGGCUAUGGGUGUAUCUGCAUCAUCUACAGCUUCCCUCCUGGCUUACAGUCGCCAGAACAUCCCAACCCGGGUGUGCGGUACCCAGGAACAGACCGUGUGGCCUACCUCCCUGACAGCCCUGAGGGGAACCGUGUGCUGGGCCUGCUACGCCGGGCCUUCGAACAGCGCCUUAUCUUCACCAUCGGUACCUCCAUGACUACGGGCAUGCAAAACGUCAUCACCUGGAAUGACAUUCACCACAAGACCUCAAUAUGGGGCGGGCCGCGCUGUUUCGGCUAUCCUGACCCCACGUACUUGGUGCGAGUGACAGAGGAGCUCAGAGAGAAGGGCAUCACAGCGGACUGAUGGCAGGAAAGUGACAGGCUCUUCCAGGAUUUUGUAGGACUUUCUGAUUGUCCUUGCGGUGGACAUGACUCAGCUCCAGGUUUUGCUCUUGAGACUGCCCGUCUCUUAAAAGAUGACUGAAGACAAAGACCUCAGCAAACAGGAGUCUAAUGCUGCAGCAGAGCCCAUAUCACUCCACUAGUUCACUUCCUCAGUUUGCUCAUUUUCAGUUUAUCCCAGUGCUACACGUGGAAGAAAAUACUUGGGAAUGCAGUGCAUCCUUGUAUUACAGCUUUCACUGUUGGCAGCAGGGACUGAUAUGUGACGCACAUAUUUAAGAGCAUUGUGAUUUGUUGGAAUUCAUGGUACUUAAAUAUUGUUUAGGAAAUCUUAAGUUUAAUGUUAAUGUUUAUGUUAUAUUAAUGUGUAUUUCUUCUCUGGGGAUCAUCUUAUUUCUUAUAUAAGCAGACAUAUUUUGUUGAAUUGCCCCCUGCCCCAGAAGUGUUUGUUGAGUUGUUACUAAUUCCACGUUAUAAGGACAGUACAUUGCUCAUGUGGCAAGAAUAGCACUGCUUCUAUAAACAGAAUUAAUUUUCUGAAGAUGUUGCAAUCUAAAGCACUCACAGGCACUUUGGUAAGGAAGUAUGUUUUUCACUUAAGUAGAAAUAAUGGUUUUUGCUUCCUCUUUUGAGAGUGCUCGGGGCAAACCCCUACAAAGUGGCUACAAGGUGAUGUCAAUUGCUUCAUUCGUGUGUCGUCUUCACCCUUGAUCCAUUUCGGCUUAAACAGGAAGAAUGUUAAAUGAUGUCUCAUAGCAGCACCUUUUUAACUUGCAUUUGGACUUCCCAGUGGGUUUUUCCCAUUGGUCACGCUGGUUAUUUCAAGAUGUCUCCCUAGUGUUGAACCCAUUACAUCAGUUGUAAGUAAUGUGCUACUCUGAUUACCAGAUUUAUGAAGAUGUCAAAUAUCAAGGGCAUAUAGACCAGUUAAACCAAAUCAUAGGCACAAAAGCUCUUUAAAUAUCCAUUCCUCUGUUCCUGUCAAACUGGGAGGUUUGCCUGCUAAUCUUCUCAUUUAAAAUGAGGUUUUCAAUUAAUUUAUCUAAAAAAGUACUCUAAAAUACACGGUGGAGAGAAGAAAAAAAGAAAUUGUUGCGAGAACAAUUAUUCUAAUUUAGGCUGGGAUAUUGAUCUCAUUUUGUUGUGCCUUUCUUACAUUGAUUUUUUGAUUUAAAAAAAAAAAAAAUCAAGCAUGAUGUUCCUGAUGGAUAGUACAUAAGUUUGGGCUUAUUUUGAUGUUAUUUAAUAGGUAAGCGGCAUUAUUUUUGUAGCUAUACUAUCUGGUUUUCAGUGCAAAUGCUACACAGCUCAUGACGAUAUGUAUACUAACGCUAAUAAUGUUAUUGGCCUCUCCAUAAACAUUCUUGUACUCCAAAUGCUGGAAAACCCCUCAGAACCGAUCAGUCUAUGUGUGAAAGUGAUUUGCUAAGUGCAGUAACUUGCUUGGCUAGCGGCCACUUUACAGUUUAUUUGGUCAGAUCCGUUCAUCAGAUACUUUCAUUUUGUUGUCAUUCCCUUUAUUUUAGUUAAGGGACCAACUGAGAUAUUUUUGGGACACAGGAUUGUAGUUUACUAAAGCUACUGUGCAAACAUUUCUAUGCAUUACACGACUAAGGAGGAGCCCGAGGAGAGGGGAUAAGUGGGAGAAAUGACAUGUAUUACACAUUGAUUGUGAAGGAAACGUUUGAGUUAUGCUUUUCUAAUUGUGUUGACUCUUGUACUUUGUUCAAAAUAAUGUGCUUUACAUUUUAAUACUUGAAUAAAGAGUUAUGUUUGGAUAUUCACUGUCGACCCUAAAUAAAAAAGAUGCGUCAUAGGCAA